Cladocopium goreaui is the source of this 766-nucleotide messenger RNA. The record is from the annotation of a GenBank genome assembly. Lineage: Eukaryota; Dinophyceae; Suessiales; Symbiodiniaceae.
AUGAGCGCUUACGAGGACUCCCGUCCAUCCGAGGCAGCAGAGAAGGCCUCGAGUGCAGGAUCUAUGGUGAUGCCUUCCCAAGAGACAGGGCGUAUUAAGGGCCAGUUGGGCACGGGGCCCAACAAGGCGGAACGCGCGCGGGAGCGGGAGGCGAUCCUGAAGCAAUUGGAGGAAGACCGAAUGCGUUAUGAGGAGAGACAUGUUGCAGCCAGCGCGGUUCAAAACGAAGCAGCCAAGACAUCUUCGUCCUCAUCCGCACAGGUUCGCUUGCAGAUUCGAUGUGCCAGCAGUGGCAGAGCAGUGACCCUGGGCUCUUCCUUCACUCCCACCGACACCUUACUGACCGUCCGGGACUUCGCGGCGAAGGAACUGAAACUCCUUCCGGGUGAGGGCCUUGAAGGACCCGAGAUGUCGUUGGCCUUUCCUCCUCGCACGGUCUUCAAUGAGAUCGCCAUGUUGCAGUCGUCCCUAAAAGACUUGGGGCUGACUCCCAGUGCAACGCUUCUGAUAAAGGGGGUGUCUGCUGAAGCAGAGCCAUCGGAGCGGGUUGGGGCUGUGCCAGGCGUGGAAGCCAUGCAGGAGGAGCCGCGUUGCGAAGCUCCUCCAUCGGCUCCAUGCCCGAGGAACCAUCCCAUGGUGUGCGUCCCCAUCGAAGAAGAGAUGUGGUGCGAUCGUUGCUCCAAGGCACUGCCCAUCGGCAGCACGGCAUGGAAUUGCCAUGAGUGCGACUACAUCCAGUGUCAAGGUUGUGAGUGAGGCAUCGAGG